AUGGAUGGUUUAUUGAAGCUGUUGCAGUUGAACACAAGAUUCGUCACAAACAAGAUUCCAAAAGAGUUUCUGCAACGAAGAGUGGGGCUUGGAUAUGCAAUGAAGUAUCAGAAGCUGGACAGGUCAGUGAUACAGACAUGCAUUAGAUCGAAGAGGAAGAAUGAAGAGCUGGCACACAGUAUGCCGCUGAGUAAUAGCAGUGCUAUGCACAAUGCCAACACAAAUGAUGGCGAUGAUGGCGAGUGCGGCCGAUCAGGUAUCGUAAAGCAACGAAAUACAAGUGCACACUCAUACAGAACAUCAAAGAAGGAAUGCACAAAACAGGUAUGCAAGCCAGCCCCGAAUGAAAAAGCUUGA
This is a messenger RNA of Ordospora pajunii, 357 nucleotides long. RefSeq lists its product as uncharacterized. The record is from RefSeq and is a predicted model, not a curated record. The transcript has a single exon. Bases 1 to 357 code for a protein of 118 amino acids. NCBI's taxonomy places the organism in Eukaryota, Fungi, Microsporidia, Ordosporidae.